Lepisosteus oculatus (spotted gar) is the source of this 1716-nucleotide messenger RNA. The record is from RefSeq and is a predicted model, not a curated record. Lineage: Eukaryota; Metazoa; Chordata; Actinopteri; Semionotiformes; Lepisosteidae.
GGGGGACGUUGGAUACCCCAAAAACUGUGGAUACCGCUUUAAGGCGGCCGCCCUCGCGCGCCUCGUCCCGGGAACAUGCAAAACCGCGGCGCGCUGCCUUAUGGGGCCGCACCGGGGCGCAUGCGCAGACGGAGGGGGGGGGGUGUUCUGUUUGAAGUGGAGCUGCAGUUGGUCCAGCGGACCGAGCCGCUCAAGAGGCAACACAGUAGCUACAUUAUCCUCCUCUUCCUCCUCCCUCCCCCCCCCCUUCCCCACCUACCAAAUAACCCUCUCCUGAAGUUGCCCGCUCGCCUUUAUUUUUGUUGGUGGUGGUGGUGGUGGUGUUUUUUUUCUUUCUUUCUUUCUUUCUUCCCUCAAUCCUCCGCGCUUUCAUGCAUCGCCACCACGAUGCUGGGGCAUUACCCGAGCGUGGAGAAGACCCAGCUGGUCAGCUAUGUGGAGGAGUAUCUCGAGUGUGUGGAGUCGCUGCCUUUGGACCUGCAGAGGAACGUCUCCUUGUUGAGAGAGAUCGAUACGAAGUACCAGGGUAGGUCACGUUUUCGGCACUUUUUCUUUUUUUGGGGGGGCGAGCGAGCUCCCCCCUCGGCGUGCGAUCUGCCCCGAAAGGGCGACCCUGAUUUCCCCCUCCUGCCCCGUCUCCUCUCGAUGCGGCUGCAGGACGACACGGUACCGACCACCAGCACCAGCCCGAGGGGCGACCGCGGACGUGCGCUCCCCCAAGUCGAGACUGACUUCGGGGAAUCAGCCAUUUUGGCAGCGGAUGGGGCCAACGGCGUGGAGGAAGCGGGCGAGGAGCCGGCGCCCAGGGAGAAGAAGUCCAAGUCCUCCAAGAAGAAGAAGCGCUCCAAGGCCAAGCAGGAGCGGGAGGUGUCCCCCGUGGAGUUCGCCAUCGACCCCAACGAGCCCACCUACUGCCUGUGCAACCAAGUGUCCUACGGCGAGAUGAUCGGCUGCGACAACGAGGAGUGCCCCAUCGAGUGGUUCCACUUCUCCUGCGUCGGACUCACCUACAAGCCCAAGGGCAAGUGGUACUGCCCCAAGUGCAGGGGCGACAGCGAAAAGACGAUGGACAAGAGCAUCGAGAAGGCUAAAAAGGACAGAAGGUCUAGGUAGUGACCCGCGUCGGCCUUCUUGUUGUCAUGUUGCUGAUGAAACAAUCCUUCUGGAGACUAAGCGGCGUUCAUUUUGAACCCUGGGUAUGAACGAUACAUCGAAGCUGCCGAACACCUGUUUUCAAUUCAUCUGUUGCUGCACUUAGCCGAGAGGGUAGUACGCAGGACAGAAACAGUGUGGCCACUGAGCGGAAUACUGCAGAGACCUCUCCAUGUUUCCUUAAGAUUACUGCAGGUGACACUGCCAUAACUGCUCUGUAUAGGUGCAUUAUUAUGUGACUUGUGACUUUAUAAAUGGGGCUAUAUUGAGGAACUGAACAUAAAAAGAUUACAGGUAAAAAUCGUAAAAGUAUAUACAACUUCGAGCAUUGAUAGAACAAGGCACAAGACUACAUGUAACUGGGAUACACAGUAUUUGUAGGUGAUGUUGAAAAGAUAUCUUGUAACUUUUUUUUAGUCAAAUUAAAAAUUCUGGCCUUUUUUUUUUAAAAGUCUUCCAAAACCAGUGGCAAACUUUCACUGAUUUCACUGUUCAAUAAUAUUUGGUAUUUCUAAUUUAAUUUUCUUAAGUUUUUCAGUAUUUAAAUAAACCUGUGCCAGCGAU